AUGGGUUUUAAGAAUCCAAAGACACGCAAGGGCAACAAGGAGCCCAACUACGAGGAUGACAAGGUCGAGCGCGAUCUUGACCCGACCAAAAAAGUGCUUAGCGGCGGCGGCAAAGUAGCCAAAAAGAACAACCGCAACACCUCUGACGCGCCAAAAGCAUUCCAGCACAUAAUGAAAUUCAUGGAGAUGAAAAAACGCAACGACCAAGCCAAACAACAACAAAAACAAAAAGAACAAACCAUUGCAGCAUCAGCAGCAGGAAAGAAGCAGACUACGGUGGGCCCCAAGGCGAUCACGGAGGAUCUCAAAAUCAUGCCUGGAGAAACAAUGGGAGAGUUCAACAAGCGUGUUAAGAACAAGAUGGAGAACAAUAUGCAGCUGAUUGGGUCUAGCUUUGAGGCCAAGGCCAAGGGCAAUUCUAACCCGGCCAAGGACGAAGGUGAUGAGGUUGUGGUGUCUACAAGAUCCGAUCGCAAAAAGCGCAAUGACGCAGUAAGGAAACAGCGCAGACAGGCGAAGAAAAAUAAGAACAAGGAUUCGGACGACGACGAGGAUGAUCAGGCUGCGUAUGCCAGAAGAAAGGCAUCUGCUGCAGCUCAGCCGAGAUUCGGCGAACAAGCCGAGGCGCCGCCGAUCUUUAAGGCACUGCCUAAACAGAUGUUCAAGAAAAUGGUCCCGAUGCCAGACUCCAAGGAGGAGGCCCAUGCGACGAAGAUUAAGGAGGAGGUUGCGGUUAAAAAAAUGAUCCAGCGUACGGCCCGGUUGUCCCCGCUUGAGCGCAUGCAGGCCAAGCGCAAGGCUAAGCUUGAGGGUCCCUCUGGUGACACGGCGGCGGAGAAGCGCAUUAUUGAGGCAGAGCGCGAAAAGGCUAUUCGCCGCUACCGCAUGCUGCGCGUAGCUCGUGAGUCUGCUAAACAUAAAAAGUAA
Messenger RNA from Kickxella alabastrina, 927 nucleotides. RefSeq lists its product as uncharacterized. Bases 1 to 927 code for a protein of 308 amino acids. NCBI's taxonomy places the organism in Eukaryota, Fungi, Kickxellomycota, Kickxellomycetes, Kickxellales, Kickxellaceae. The record is from RefSeq and is a predicted model, not a curated record. The transcript has a single exon.